Molecule: messenger RNA, 643 nt
Organism: Erigeron canadensis
Lineage: Eukaryota; Viridiplantae; Streptophyta; Magnoliopsida; Asterales; Asteraceae
Exons: 2
Coding region: 123-536 (137 amino acids)
Source: RefSeq, a predicted model, not a curated record
UUUGGGUAAAUAUGUUAUCUUCUACAUCUUCUUCUUAGACCAAAGCAUUACUAGAUACUAACCAGAAUAACAAAGAUUGCCAUUUUUUCUCACCACACCAAGGUACGAAGUAUAUAUAAACUAUGGCUAGUCUAAGUAUGGCUCCCCAAUUAGCCUCAUUCUCUAAAACAAGCAAAACCGUGCGUAGAACUUCAGUUCCUACAAAUGGUGGGAUCAGAUGUGUGCAGAGACCAUUGGAGGAGAUAUACAGCAUAAAGGUGGAAAAGAACGUGUCUAAGGAACGGUUGGCUGAGCUUGGGGUGUCUAAAUGGUCAACUUGGAAGACGGGCAAGUGUAAUGUUCCUUGGGAUUGGCAUGUUGACCAAUUGGUUUACAUUGAAGAAGGAGAAGUGAGAGUGGUGCCAGAAGGCAGUGAGAGACAUAUGAGUUUUGUGGCUGGUGAUUUGGUGAGAUAUCCUAAAUGGUUUGAAGCUGACCUCUGGUUUAAUGGAUAUUAUCAAGAACGCUAUAGUUUCCGUGCGUAUGGUGAUGAUUAGGCUUCAUGUCAUGUACUAGUGGUGGUUUCUGUUGUGAAAUGUCCUCAUUUUGUUGCAGACCUUGUUGUAUUAGGUGUAUUGGCUAGUUAUGCUAUGUUAGUGUCAAA